AGUUUGACGUUUCAUAACCUCUAAACUUUAUUUUCAUUUACUUUUUCUACCCGCCGGACAUGCAAGGCGCUCGGAAAUAGCGCAAAUAACAUUGCAAUUCUAAUAUAUUGCUUGUAAACUGUUCAAUUUACGUGCCAAGUGCAACUUUCAGUGAUAAAACCGUGCUGUGCAGUUAGUUCGUGCGGCCGUCGCUUCAAAUAGUUUCUUUGUAAGACCACCAUGUCUCGAGACCGGACCUCCCGUCGGUUCUACCGAGCUGACUCCACCCAUGACCUGCUCUCCUUCAUGGAUCGAGGAGCGGCCGCCAGCGACGAGAACAGGUGGACCUUCGAGACUGCCUGGGAGGCCGCCAAUAAAGUGGGCGGUAUCUACACUGUAAUCAGAUCUAAGGCAUAUGUCUCUACCGAAGAAAUGGGAGAAAAUUAUUGCUUGCUCGGACCCUACAAGGAGCAGUGCGCACGUACGGAGGUGGAGGAGGCCGACUUCCCCCCCAACUCCCCUCUCCACGCCGCUGUGACCGAGAUGAGGAACCAGGGGUACAAGCUCCGCACAGGCACGUGGUUGGUUGAUGGCAACCCCCAGAUCAUCCUGUUCGACAUCGGCUCAGGCGCAUGGCGGAUGGACGGAUACAAGCAGGAACUGUGGGACACAUGCUCCCUGGGCAUCCCACACCUGGACAUUGAGGCGAACGACGCCGUCAUACUGGGCUUCAUGGUGGCGCAGUUCAUUACUGAGUUCAGGAAAGCAGCUGAGAAUUACGCCGACACGCCGCCAAGGGUGGUGGCUCACUUCCACGAGUGGCAAGCGGGCAUCGGCCUUAUUGUGUUGAGAUGUCGCCACGUCGACGUAGCUACGGUGUUCACGACGCAUGCAACUUUGUUGGGGAGAUAUCUUUGCGCUGGGAGCACAGAUUUCUAUAACAAUUUAGAUAAGUUCUCAGUGGACGAGGAAGCGGGAAAGAGACAAAUAUACCACCGGUACUGCAUGGAGCGAGCGGCCGCACAUAUGACGCACAUCUUCACCACCGUAUCGGAUAUUACUGGUUACGAAGCCGAGCACCUUCUCAAGCGUAAACCGGACAUCAUAACGCCAAAUGGGCUGAACGUGAAGAAAUUCUCAGCUCUCCACGAGUUCCAGAACCUCCACGCUUUGGCCAAGGAGAAGAUACAUGAGUUUGUCAGAGGACACUUCUAUGGACAUUUCAACUUCGACCUGGACAAGACUCUCUACUUCUUCAUAGCUGGUCGCUACGAGUUCGGAAAUAAGGGAGCGGACAUCUUCAUUGAGGCUUUAGCUAGGCUCAACCACUACAUGAAGUCGUCCGGCUCGGAGUACACGGUGGUGGCGUUCCUGAUCUUCCCGGCGAAGACCAACAACUUCAACGUGGAGAGUCUGCGAGGCCACGCCGUCACCAAGUCACUGAGAGACACCAUCAAUGACAUACAGCAGAAAGUUGGCAAGAGGAUGUAUGAUACCUGCUUGGGAGGUCACUUACCCGACCCCGCGGAGCUUCUAACAAAGGAGGACACGGUGCGACUAAAGCGUUGUCUCUACGCGCUCCAACGCGACGGCCUACCGCCCGUAACGACACAUAACGUGGUGGAUGACUGGGCUGAUCCAGUACUGAACGGAGUCAGGAGGUGUCAGCUGUUUAACACUGUCAACGAUAAAGUUAAAGUGAUCUUCCACCCAGAGUUCCUGACGUCCACCAACCCCCUCUUCGGGUUGGAUUAUGAGGAAUUCGUGAGGGGGUGUCAUUUGGGGGUGUUUCCCUCGUACUACGAGCCGUGGGGGUACACCCCCGCCGAAUGCACUGUUAUGGGGAUACCUUCUAUAACCACCAACCUGUCAGGUUUCGGGUGUUUCAUGCAGGAGCACAUUGCGGACCCAAUGUCGUACGGUAUCUAUGUUGUGGACCGCCGUUACAUCUCUCUAGAAGGCUCCGUUCAACAACUGGCUCAGUAUAUGUUCGACUUUACAAAACUGACCCGGCGACAGCGUAUCAUUCAGCGAAACAGAACAGAGCGAUUGUCUGACCUGAUGGACUGGAGAAACCUCGGCAUUUAUUACCGCCAGGCGCGCGCCAACGCCCUGAAGAUGGUGUAUCCUGACUACGUGGACCACAUGGACCGCGAGCUCGGCAAGCAGUUCAACUACCCGCGCCCCAUCUCCGAGCCACCCAGCCCUACGCAUUCCAAAUGCACGACCCCAGCAGCAUCAGUGCACGGGUCUGAUGAUGAAGAUGAAGUGGAUGAGGAAAACGAAUUGGCAGAACUGAGGAUCCAGUGAGACAAGGUAUAAAAAAAAUAUAGUUUUUUUUUAAUCAUCGAGAAUUGUAGUACAGUCAUGAGCAAUAUAAUGUACCCACUUUAGGACUCUGUCGCACUAACAUAUUUGACAUUUAGUGAGAUGUACAGUUCAAUUUGUCAAAAAAGUUAAUGUGGCAUGGUACCAAAGUGUAUACAUAUUAAUGCUCGUGACCGUACGUGGAUCUUAGAUCAAGAGUUCUCUAGUCGUCGUCAUAUUGUAUAAUCACGCGUGUAUUCCUGCCAGGGUGGGCAGAGUUGAAGUCUCAAUUAACAGAAUCCGUCGCCUUCUUCUGUCGUGUGGGUUGUGAUUUGGAAUACCAACCUCAUCAACCCUGGUGUCAGGGUUAGUAUUGAGCCGCCAAAGGCCCCUGACAUGGCUCAUGUAACGACUACUUACAUCAGUAAGUAGCGGGACCAACGGCUUAACGUGCCUUCCGAAGCACGGAUCAUCUUACUUUCGGACAAUCAGGUGAUCAGCCUGUAUUGUCCUAACCAAACUAGGGAUCACAAAAUGAUUUUUGUGAUAUGUCCCCACCGGGAUAUGAACCCGGGACCUUCGGAUCGUGAGCUUGACGCUAGCUAUUCCUGGUAUUCGUUCUAAGAUGGAUAUUAUGAUGAACUGACAACUUAACAAAAAAAAAAAUAAAAAAAAAAUGCGAUGUUUUUAUUGGUAACUUAUGUCGAUCUUUUAUCUAAAGAACUUCUUGAUCUGAGAUGUAGAUAGAAAAAAAAAAACAAUUAUUUACUCUUUUUGUAAUGUUCUUAAAAAAAAAAUGAUUUAAUGAAAUAUUGUGUUCUCUAAAUUAAGUCAAAAUUUAUUUUUUAUAUACUUUUUUAUUAAUUUUUAAUUAUUUUUUUAGGCCAGUAUAUGAUUGUUAUGUGAACUUUAGAAUUGUCAACAUUGCCAACAAAAGUACCUCGGAAAAAAAGAUAAAAUUUUAUUUUUCUAAGUAGUUCCUUCUAUAUACUUUGAUAGUAUUUUUAUCUGUAUAUUCGAAAUGAUAUACAGGGUGUUAGUCACAUCAUACCGAAUACUAAGGGUGUUGCUUCAGACCAUGAUUCUGAGUUAAUAUCAAGUGGAAUUUACCAUCGCAAAAUUCAUGAUUUUUUUGUGCUUUUUUAAAUUAUUUUCAAUUCGACACUUUUUGCGAUGGAAAAUCCACUUGAUAUUAACUCAGAAUAAUGAGGUGAAUCAUCCCCCUCAGUAUUCGUUACGAUGUCACUUACACCCUGAAUACAAAGAAAUCGACAUUUUAAUCUGAAAAAUAAUGUCUGACAUAAAAAAUGUGAAAAAAAAAUGUUCCUUUUAUAAAAUUGCAAUAUUUUAACAUAUAAUAAUAUAAGUUUUGCACUUUUUAAGUUUAAGCACACAGAAAUAUAAAAUGCUGUCAUAAAAACAUAAAACAGCCUAUAAAGACGUCGUAACGAAAACUUUGACGGAUGAUUCAGACCAUGGUUCUGUGUUGUAUAUAUCAAGUUGUGUAUAUCAAGUGGAAUUUUCCGUCGCAAAAGUAUGGAACUGAAAUUAAUUAAAAAAAAAAAACAAAAAACCUUCAUGAAAUUUCCGACAGGAAAUUCCACUUGAUAUCAACUCAGAGUCAUGGUCUGAAUCAUCCCCCUCAGUAUUCGUUACGAUGUCACUAACACCCUGUAUAAGUCCCACUGCUGGGCACAGGCUAUCCCUCAAUCAACCGGAGGGAGUAUGGAGCAUACUCCACCACAAAAACGUCAUAAUAAGUAAAAAGAAAUAUCACAAUUUUAAAAUAGGGUUGGUACAAAACAACAUACAUACAUAAACUCACGCCCGUAAUCCCUAAUGGGGUGGGCAGAGCCACAAGUAAUCAAAGACAACUUGCAGCCACUGUUGAUACGAAGUCCAAAGAUGGAUAUGAUGAACCUUAUGGUGAUAGGGGAUCAGCCUAUCGCCCAUAACAUUAGUCCAUCAUGUUAGAGGACACAAUCCCUCUGUCGGUUUUUACGACAUGCCCGGGAAGAGAAGCAGCUGAACGUGUUCUAUGUUUUUUAUAUGCUCCCAGAACAGCAUAGAAGACAACAAAACAACAUAGUGAGGAAACCCACAUUCCCGAGAAAUGCGUUUCGGAGGUAUGUGACCUAACCUGUAUUGGGUUGGUUUUCACUUCGCGGGUUGGAAGGUCAGACAGGCAGUCUAACGUUGAGUUGAUAUUACAACGAAAUUCCUCGUAAUAUCAACUCAGAAUCAUGGUCUGAAUCAUCCCCCUCAGUAUUCGUUACGGUGUCACUAACACCCAUACCAACUUAUAUGGCUACCUGUAUGGUGUAUGUACUUGUAUGGGGUGUAAGUGAUAUCGUAACGAAUACUGAGAGGAGUGAUUCAGCUCAUUAUUUUCAGUUAAUAUUAAGUGGAAUUUUCCAUCGCAAAAGUAUAGAAUUGAAAAUAAUUAAAAAAACACAAAAUCAUACAUUUUGCGAAGGAAAAUUCCACUUGAUAUCAACUCAGAAUCAUGGUCUGAAUCAUCCCCCUCAGUAUUCGUUACGAUGUCACUAACACCUUGUAUAGUUCUGUAAAAUAAAUUGCACUGGGUGUGAUGUGGCCAUUCUGUUUGUCUUCUACACUGCGCUCUUCGAACCAACCCUUUAGCAUAUUUAUGUAUAAAACAUAUAUUUACAUCAAGUUUAUCUACAUAGAAUUUUACAUAAAAAUAUUGUGUUAUACAAUAGAAAAAAGAUUUUAAAAUAAUAAUUUAGAAUUGAUUUUAAAGUUAGGAAGCCUUCCUUACUGCCACCUUUGUAAUCUUUGCACAAAUUGGUGCAAUUUUUGCACAACUUUGUGGCACAACAAACUGUUUGUGCUGGUAAUGCUCUUCGAUUCGGUAGUAUAUCAAGUUGUUUGGAAUUAUACUUGUUGUGAAAGAAUGCGUCAAUCUACAUGAAAUGUUUUCACAAAUUCAUCAUCAUCAUCAUCAUGUCGUCCAAACCGUAUCCGGCGACGGCGACUCCUAAAUAUCUAUCCCGGGUCGUUCUUGUGGUGGGCUCUGAUGUGGCUGGAGAAUCCCAACUUCGACUUGAAGAUCCGGUCACACGACACACAAUAAAGCUGGUCUGAUGAAUUGAGUAGUAGUUAUAGGAGGGUUACGGUCGAGUCUUCCGUAUUUGGCGCUUUGCGUCGAUAUCUUGUAAACGCUCACAAAUUGAGGUGCGCUGGAAGAAUCAUAAGCUGAGAGAGUUCCAUUCUAUAUGUUAUCUAAUAAAUGAAAUUAAUUUGGUACUUAUAACGAUAAUACUAAGGAACUCCUUAGUCUCGAGAUAUAUAAAAAACAUCACAAAUAAUAAUAAAAUACUUUAUUGCACACCACUGGAAAUGUUGUUGCAAAAUUGUGUGAAUAGGAAUAGGAAGAUAAGAAGUGAAUAGGGUUCCAACUAAUCAAAUGAACUUACAUAACAUAACAUAAACUGCCUAUAUACGUCCCACUGCUGGGCACAGGCCUCCUCUCAAUCAACCGGAGAGGGUAUGGAGCAUACUCCACCACGCUGCUCCACUGCGGGUUGGUGGAGGUGUUUUUUUACGGCUAAUAGCCGGGACCAACGGCUUAACGUGCCCUCCGAAGCACGGAAUCAACUUACUUUUUCGGACAAUCAGGUUAUUCAAGCCUGAAAAGUCCUUACCAAACAAAGGACAGUCUCACAAAGUGAUUUCGACAAUGUCCCCAUCGGGAAUCGAACCCGGACCUCCAGAUCGUGAGCCUAACGCUCUUACCACUAGACCACGGAGGCUGUUAUGUUAUGAUGGCAAAUGAACUUACUUUUUACUAAACGUCAAAACACGAAAUUACUUUGGAAUUUGUAUGAAAAAGCACACUGUGACGUCAUAGACAAACAUGACAAAAUGUCGCAUUUAUUACUACAAUUUUCUUUAUUAAUAUUCAUAAAUAAGUUAAAUAGAAAAAAGAAAACGUUUUAUGUCACCUUUAGAUCUGUCCUUAUUUAGUAAUCAGAAUAUCAUAAUUUAUCUUUGACCUAGGAGUACCCAAUUUUCCUAAUUUGCCAAACCGAAACGGCUUUUGCACAAAUUUGUGCAAAUUAUGACAAACUUGUGCAGCACCAAUAAGUGCAAAGAUUUAGUUUUAAGUCUGAAGCGAAUUUUGCAAUUGGAAUUUGUCCAUUGUCUUUUAUUAUUGUGCCAUACGAUCCGGAAUUGUUAUUUAGUGGUUUAGAAAUAAAUAAAUUGUGUUAAAAGAU
Molecule: messenger RNA, 6527 nt
Organism: Pectinophora gossypiella (pink bollworm)
Lineage: Eukaryota; Metazoa; Arthropoda; Insecta; Lepidoptera; Gelechiidae
Gene: GlyS
Product: glycogen [starch] synthase
Exons: 18
Coding region: 220-2289 (689 amino acids)
Biological process (GO): glycogen biosynthetic process
Cellular component (GO): cytoplasm
Molecular function (GO): alpha-1,4-glucan glucosyltransferase (UDP-glucose donor) activity
Source: RefSeq, a predicted model, not a curated record